Molecule: messenger RNA, 639 nt
Organism: Arachis ipaensis
Lineage: Eukaryota; Viridiplantae; Streptophyta; Magnoliopsida; Fabales; Fabaceae
Source: RefSeq, a predicted model, not a curated record
AUGAUUCGGAGUAGCGACAUCAACCGUUUGAAUGAAGGUAGACAUGUCACAGGCCACAUUGAUGAUAAGAGUCAACGAGUCCUAUUUCCAAGGAGGAAUAGGGACUCAGGAGUGGAGAGACCGCUUGAUGUAUUGCUACGCUACCUAGAGGAUGCUAGUUUCGCCCAUGUAGCUCCAGUUAUAGAUUUUCACUUCGAUAACUUGCUCCUGUUGGCAUUUGUUGAGAGAUGGCGUCUCCAUUCGUUCCACAUGCCGUGGAGUGAGUAUACCAUCACCCUUCACGAUGUCGGUUAUUACCUUGGCUUGCAGACACAUGGGGAGUCGUCACUGCAUCGAGAGCCGUGGCAGGGUGUGCGGUAUGCCGAGCCUUUCACCAUUAAGAUAACAUGGUUGAAGGCUCGUCUGAUACAGUUGCCUGCUGACGCUGCACCAGAUGUACUCUGGCACUAUGCACAUUAUUACAUACUUAGAUUGAUCGGUGGGUUACCGAUGACAGAUAAAUCUAGUGGCAUCGUACAUGCUAGAUGGAUCCCAUUGAUUGUUGAUUUUGAGAGAUGCAUGCAGUACUCGUGGGGUUCUCCUAUGCUCGCUGGACCUACCACUCUUUAUGCAUGGCUAUCAAUGGGUGACUUAGCUUGA